Molecule: messenger RNA, 1105 nt
Organism: Aspergillus campestris IBT 28561
Lineage: Eukaryota; Fungi; Ascomycota; Eurotiomycetes; Eurotiales; Aspergillaceae
Product: Hsp70 family protein
Exons: 3
Coding region: 226-1065 (279 amino acids)
Source: RefSeq, a predicted model, not a curated record
GCUGCAGUUCCAUGGAUGAGAUGUAAAACAACAAUCAAGACAGACGUCAAAUGUCGCCCCAUGAUGAUUAUGAAGAUAGCUGAGACACAGCUCAUGGAUCUGUCGAAAGUAAUUCUAUAAAGUCUGCGAUGUGCUUCCCUAGGCCAGCUUCAUGUCUCCACCACUCAGUGUAUCCCUCAUUUCUGCGCUUGUUCAGUUCAUCACCCACAGGAGCGUAUUAGCAACAUGCAACGAGGCGCUGGACCCAGGCUGGUUUUGGCGGUUGAUUACGGCACUACUUCAACAGGUCAGGUUCCCCGAUGUCGAUGCCAAAAUCCGGCGACUAACUGUUGUAUGUUAGGGGUGGCGUAUGCACUUGCUGACGGCUUGAAAGAGCGUCCAGCUGUGACGCUUUCGGGAUGGCCUGGUAGUGAAAAAAGCAACGGCAGGCGUCUGAAAGUCCCAUCUCGCAUUUCCUACCGACAAAGUCGAGAACUGCCAUGUGACUGGGGCUUUCGAUGCCAGCCGGCCUCGGAGACUUAUUCCUGGACAAAGCUUCUCUUAGGGGUUCAAUACUCCUCAGAGCAGGGUUCCGACACAAAUCCUUUGAGCGAUCCGAUAUUGGAGGGAGUCAUGAGGAUGGGCAUCCUCAAGCUGCCUGACGGAAAAAGCGCCGUCGAAGUCAUUGCAGACUUCCUUCGCCAUAUCAAUGAAUACGCGCUAACAGUUUUAAAUGAAUCCAUUGCCAACGCUUGUCAGAGCAUUGAAGGAAUCGACUUCUGGAUUACGGUGCCGGCCACCUGGUCUGCAGAACAAAGGUCCCUCAUGAGGCACGCUGCCCAAAGAGCGGAGUUCGGGUCAAGAGCCGAGGAUAGGGUGUUUUUCUUAUCGGAACCCGAGGCUGCAAUGCAUGCAGUCGCCUACUUAAAUGGGGGAGAACUUCAGACCGGUGAUGGAGUGCUCGUUUGUGACUGUGGGGGUGGCACAGUGGAUGCCGCUUCUUUCCUUGUCACCGAAUCCGGAUCGCGGCCUUAUUUCCAACGGCUUAGUGCAGACAUUGGUAUGUAUGGCACCGAUGAUGCAUGAACGCCUCCGUAGCUAAGGUCUUGAUUAUAGGUGUCAGAUG